UGUAACCGUGUACUACUACUACAGUAGAUCGUCGCGCCAGCCCUACCGCUCCGCAUUGCGAUGAGAAGCUCCUCUCAAGGGGUUAUCUACAACCCUAUUGACGCCAUCUCACCAACGGAGAAGUGAUCUCUUACUAAGACUUGCUAAAAGUGAAAGGAAAAAAAUUCUCUCUAUACAUAAAGGGAGAAGAGGAGGAACUGAAUCACACUUAUAACUAGUAUAAACCAGAGAGGAGCAGAUCUGUGACUGGCUCAGGUCAGGAGUGGUGGAUCACUUGCCGAUAGGCGAGGAGACCUUCAUGUAUUACGCCGGCUCUCCGGCAGACCAUUACGCAUCGGACAUGGUGACAGACAUGGGCGUCUACCAGGCGCUGUCCUCCCCGUUCUCAGAGGACGACCUGAGUGACUCGUCCAGCCCUUGCUCCUGCUCCAGCCCUGAGUCCCAGGUGCUGGGUUCCAGCUACGGCAGCAGCAGCAGCAGUGGAGAGAGCCAGGAUGGUCUCCUGGACUUCCUGCUCUCCCAGGCCACACUGAGAAGUGGAGUUUCUCCCUCUCUAUCCCCCUCAGUACCACCCAUCCUCCCCAUGGGUCUAGCAUGGGAGUCAAAGAGGGACCGCCUGUCUCCGCCAACCAAAGAGGAGUGCUUUGAGUUCCCUGAGUUCCCAGCGGACCUGGAUGAUCACAUAGGGCUGCUGUUUCAGCCCACCCUGGAGGAGAUAGAGGAGUUCCUGGAGGAGAAUAUGGAGGUGGUGGCGUUGAAGAAUGAGGCUUGUGAGGGAGGGAUGUUGGAUGUAAACAGUCAGGUGACAGGGUCAGAGCCUGGGCUAGCACACUCAGACCAAACAGUACCUGUUGCCAGUGCUACUCUCCUUACCACAGAGACCAAACACACACCAACAUCCCCAAUAAUAGACUCCAACUUUUGUAGUGGGAUUAAACAGGAGGACACUGCUGGUACACCAGCAUCAGUAGAGGGGUCCGGUGUGCCGCCUGUCAUCCUGCAAAUUCAACCAAUCCAAAUUAAGCAAGAGCCAAUCCCAAGUGCGAUACCAACACCAGUACCACAGCAGACCUCCCAGCCCUCCUCAGACAUCAAAAUCGCCCAGCUCCUGGUCAACAUCCAGGGCCAGACUUUUGCCCUGGUGCCCCAGCUGGUGUCUCCAGCUAAUCUCAAUGGCACAUCUUCUAAAUUUGUGCGUAUCGCGCCUGUACCCAUAGCCUCCAAACCCCUGGGUCCCGGGGAGGGUGGGCUUGCAGGUGGCCAGGCUGCAGGGAUCCUGGUGGGAGGACAGAAGUUCCAGAAGAGCUCGGUAGCGGACCUUAUAAAAAUGCAUAAGUGCACUUUCCCUGGAUGUGCCAAGAUGUACACCAAGAGCAGCCACCUGAAGGCCCACCUGAGGAGGCACACGGGGGAGAAGCCCUUUGCCUGCACCUGGCCUGGCUGUGGAUGGAGGUUCUCGAGGUCAGACGAACUCUCCAGACACCGGCGCUCCCAUUCUGGAGUGAAGCCUUACCAGUGUCCUGUCUGCGAGAAGAAGUUUGCCCGCAGUGAUCACCUGUCCAAACACAUCAAAGUCCACCGCUUUCCACGAAGCAGCAGGACAGUGCGCUCCGCAAACUGACCCUGCUGACAAC
Messenger RNA from Coregonus clupeaformis (lake whitefish), 1634 nucleotides. RefSeq names its product Krueppel-like factor 15. Lineage: Eukaryota; Metazoa; Chordata; Actinopteri; Salmoniformes; Salmonidae. The record is from RefSeq and is a predicted model, not a curated record. The transcript has 3 exons. Bases 299 to 1621 code for a protein of 440 amino acids. Gene Ontology annotation, molecular function: RNA polymerase II cis-regulatory region sequence-specific DNA binding; DNA-binding transcription factor activity, RNA polymerase II-specific. Gene Ontology annotation, biological process: regulation of transcription by RNA polymerase II.